GAGCAAUGGGAGGGGAAAAAGGAGGGCAGAGGAGCAUAGGACGAGGGAGGCACAAGUACUUCUGCUGGUAAUUCUUUCCAUGCCCUUUUGCAUGUGAGAACGCUUCCAUCUCGUCCUCGACCGGGCUUGACCUGCCUGCAGCUGUUUCUGAUCAUCGGCAACGACACCGUCCCUGUUCUGCAGAGGACCCAGACCCUUCCGGAAGAAGAUUGAUUGAUUCGUUUACUUUUACGUGUUAUAUCCGUGCUUGUGUGGCAUCAACGGGGUGUCCGCCUGCAAACACCCUCUGACAUACAUUCAUUCAACGUUUCUUUGAUGAGAAACCACAGCGUGUCAUUUAUCCAUCCUUUAAUCGUUUAGCGUAGAAAGAGAGCUUGCUGUUCCUCCUUCGGCGUAAUAAAGAGUCCAUUGUGCAUCAGCCGGUGGAUUAUAAGAGACUUUGACACACAAGAACAGAUCGAGAUCUGUCUAUCAUACGGCCCUGUUGACGACUCUAUCCUGUCAGAAGAAGAGGAAUGUACAUUUUUCUUAAUAACCUGCCGAAGUGUCAACAUUGCCUGCCCGUGAGAAAACCUCAAACCUCAGUAUGGCUCUACAUUCACAAGAUCAGGAUCUUUAGAACACUUUGAUCAGAGAUAGAUCUUUGCUUGAGAAACUGCUCAACCUCAGGCAAUAACAUACGUCAUAUCAAAGCCAAGCAACAUCCGCUAAAGCUCUGUGGUCUCCGAGGCUUCAUGACUGGCAGCCCAGAAAGCAGUUCUGGGAAGUAACUCUAAAUCUCAAGGUUCACGUCUCUGGUAAAGACAAAGGCCGUGGAAGAUCCUGUCAAUCAACGUCUCCAAAAAGCCAGUUUGUCCAUCAGUCUGAAGGGAAACAAACGCACCUGACGGAUCUUGACGUGACACCUGCUGAGGAGCUUCUGUUUAAGGAUCACCGGAUUAAUCAUGGCCGACUGGAGUUUGCUAGGAAACUUUCUGGAAGAAGUCCAAGAACACUCCACCUCGGUGGGAAAGGUGUGGCUCACCAUCCUCUUCAUCUUCAGGAUCCUGGUUUUGGGCACGGCAGCGGAGUCGUCCUGGGGCGACGAACAGGAAGACUUCACCUGCGACACCGAGCAGCCCGGCUGCGAGAACGUUUGCUACGACCAAGCCUUCCCCAUAGCGCAUAUACGGUACUGGGUGCUUCAGAUAGUGUUCGUUUCCACGCCCUCUCUCAUCUACGUGGGUCACGCCAUGCACAGCGUCCGGAUAGAGGAGAAGAGAAGGAAAGAGCAGGAAGAGGACGGAGCCCAGAGAGAUCGAGGAAAGUACCCAGAGGAGGAAAAGCAUUGUGAGGAGGAUGAGGGCGGUGGGGGUAAAGUGCGAUUGAAAGGUGCCCUGCUGCAAACGUACGUACUGAGCAUUCUCCUCCGCAGCGUGAUGGAGGUGAUCUUCAUCGUGGCCCAGUACAUGAUCUACGGGGUCUUCCUGAACACGCUCUACGUGUGUAGGGCCUCUCCGUGCCCGCAUCCGGUGAACUGCUACAUCUCCCGACCUACAGAGAAGAAUGUGUUUAUCGUGUUCAUGCUAAGUGUGGCGGGCGUGUCUCUUUUUCUAAGUAUUGUGGAAUUAUAUCACUUGGCAUGGAAGCAUUGUAAGAAGUGUGUGGACAGAUACAAAGCCUCAAAGCAACGUCCGAACACCCCAUCCACUGUAGCCGCGGCCUCACCGAAUCCAUCCACGCCGAUUCGUGCUUGCACUCCACCUCCCGAUUUCAACCAGUGCCUGGUGAGGUUACCCCCAUCGUCACCCAAUGUACAGACACACGGUCACUCCAUAACACACCCGAGCUGCCCACCCUUUCACGACCGACUGGCACACCAGCAGAAUUCAGUGAAUUUGGCCACCGAACGCAACCACGGUGAGGACUACCUGGGGGUGGAUUUCUUCAAGAUGAGCUUUUCGCAAGCACCCACAGACACACCCAACUCGUACGCCUCUCCUUUGUUGCUAAGCAGCGAACAUGUAGAGGACAGGAGACGGUUUAGCAAGAGCAGCGGAGCCAGCAGCCGCAUGAGACCGGAUGACCUUACAGUAUAGGGUCGACCAAUCGCAUUCUCAACCGGGAUGUGUGGGGGUUACUUGGAAAGAGUCUAGUGAUGUUGCGCUUGAUCUAACAGAACUGUUUAAAACAUGACAAGAAUCUGUUCACACAUUCGCACAAUGCGACUAGUUACGACUUUAAGAUCUUCAUUCAUUUUGAACACAACUUCACUUUAAAGGUCCAGUGUGUCAUUUUAUUUGGUGGACCUAUUGACAGAAAUGCAAUAUAAUAUACAUAACCAUGUCUUCAGAGGUGUAUAAAGACCUUACAUAAUGAAGCGUUAUUUUUUAUUUCCUAAGAAUGAAAUAUUUCUUACGUGGAGUUCUCCAUGUUGUUUCUACAGUAGCCCUAAAUGGACAAACUGCUCCACGGAGCAUGAUUACUUUAUCUCACCUUCAUAUACUGGACCUUUAUCUCAACAGAUAUGUUAAAUCUUAUAUUUAACAUGAAGCAUUCAAUGUUUUCAAAUCUGCAUUCAAAUCUGCAUUCAGAGACUUCAAUGCAUCUGUGAUGUAGGAGGUUCUUUUCUGCAUGUGAACAUUCAGGUCUAAAAAUAUAGAUUCUUGCAUCAAAGUCCCCAUUGACUCCCGUUACAUGGACGCAAAACGAUAUUCUCAAAAUAUCUUCUUUUGUGUUCCAUUGAGAGAAAAAAGCACAUAUAGGUUUUGAAUCACAUAAGUGAGAAAAAAAUAAGAUUUUUGGUGAACUAUCCCUUUUAUAUGAUUCAUCUAACUUCAUUAUAAAUCAUAUGUGUGCACUUGAUAUACAUAUACCCUGUGCCAAAAAAGUGAGAACAACAGAAAAAUGGGUAAUGGCGACAUGUUAAAGGAUCUUUAGCAUCAAAAAUUAAGUAUUGAUUUGGAAUAAAUGUCUUACACACAGACUUGUGAAACCAACAUUAUGAACGGAGUCAACUGGGUCAAAGAAUCCACCAACCUAUAACAUAUUUUUAAAAAAGGUAAAUGAGAAAGACCAAUGUGAAAAUAAAAUCCUUAUUGUAAAUCAUCAGACCAUUAAUAUCUUUGUCACAUGCAGCUCUUUAAAAACAUCAAUGGAAGUUACAUCACAUUUCACACUAUCCUAUCAAUAUUGUGAUUUGGUCUUGGAUUUGUAUAAACUGAGAGACUGUAUAAACUCAA
Triplophysa dalaica is the source of this 3221-nucleotide messenger RNA. RefSeq names its product gap junction protein, alpha 5b (gene gja5b). Lineage: Eukaryota; Metazoa; Chordata; Actinopteri; Cypriniformes; Nemacheilidae. The coding region runs from base 945 to 2078 and encodes 377 amino acids. The transcript is spliced from 2 exons. Gene Ontology annotation, cellular component: connexin complex. Gene Ontology annotation, biological process: cell communication. The record is from RefSeq and is a predicted model, not a curated record.